UUCAGUGUUCUAAUACACUGCGCUGUCAACGAGCAGAUACAAUGGGAGUGCGUGAACUGGUGAAGUGUACAUUUACAUUUACAUUUAAGUCAUUUAGCAGACGCUCUUAUCCAGAGCGACUUACAGUUAGUAUUUUAUUCUACCUCAGCAUCUGUAGUCAUGUUUGUACUGAAGAGUGGGAACUCACGCUGCUUCAUACCAACGAUGUCCACGCACGGGUUGAGGAGACAAACAAGGACUCCGGCAAAUGCACUAAGCCUCCGUGUUUUUCUGGGGUGGCACGGAGAUUUACGAAAAUACAGGAGAUACGGAGCCGAGAGAAAAAUGUGAUGCUGCUGGAUGCAGGCGAUCAAUUUCAAGGAACCGUUUGGUUUAAUGUCUAUAAGGGAGCAGAGGCUGCACAUUUUAUGAACAGACUUGGCUACGAUGCAAUGGCUCUGGGGAAUCACGAGUUUGACAAUAAAGUGGAGGGACUUAUCAAGCCGUUUCUCCAGGAGGUGAAGUGCACAGUCCUCAGUGCUAACAUCAAAGCAGACGACACACUAGCCCCACACAUCAGUGGCCUUUAUUUCCCUUAUAAGGUAUUUGAUGUGGACUCUAAGAAAGUGGGCGUGGUGGGAUACACAUCAAAGGAGACUCCUGCUCUGUCACAAACAGGACCUAACUUAGUGUUUGAGGAUGAGAUUGAUGCCCUCCAGCCCCAGGUUGACAAACUAAUCACUUUGGGGGUCAACAUGAUCAUCGCCCUUGGUCACUCUGGCUUCGUUACAGAUAAAGAAAUAGCCAGAAGGGUAAAGGGUGUGGAUGUGGUCAUCGGAGGACACAGUAACACUUUUCUGUACACAGGAGAACAGCCUUCCUCCGAGGUCCCGGCAGGUCCCUACCCGGUCAUAGUGAGGUCAGAGGAUGGGCGGGACGUCCCUGUGGUGCAGGCCUUUGCCUUUGGGAAAUAUCUGGGUUACCUCAAGGUGACGUUUGACGAAACUGGCAACGUGCUCCAGUCAACAGGCAACCCCAUCCUGCUGGACAGCUCUGUACCAGAGGACCCCAGUAUUCUUGCUGAAGUCAACGAGUGGAAAAAGGCCCUUGCAAAUUACUCCUCCCAGUAUGUGGGGGAGACCCUGGUGUAUCUCAAUGGAACGUUUGAAGAGUGCAGGUUCCGUGAGUGCAACCUGGGAAAUCUAAUCUGUGACGCUAUGGUACACCACAACAUUAAAUAUGCAGAUGAGCUUCAGUGGAACCAUGUUAGCUCCUGCAUCCUCCAAGGGGGAGCGAUACGGUCAUCCAUAGAUGAACGAAGUCGAAAUGGUUCCAUCACGAUGGAAGACCUCAUUGCUGUGUUGCCGUUUGGAGGCACCUAUGAUCUGGUUCAGCUGAAGGGAUCCACUCUGAGGAAGGCUUUUGAGCACUCUGUUAGGAGAUAUGGAGGGAACACAGGGGAAUUCCUUCAAGUAUCAGGAUUUCAUGUAGAGUAUGAUAUGUCGAGGCCCCAUGGGGAGCGUGCCAGGAGUAUCAGUGUGCUCUGUACGGACUGCCGGGUGCCUGUCUAUGAGCCUCUGGACGACAGCAGGCUAUACAAGGUGGUCAUGCCCUCAUACCUGGUGGAAGGAGGAGAUGGAUUCUCCAUGAUCAAAGAGGAGAACCUGACACAUGACAGCGGUGACAUGGACAUAUCGGUGGUGGCCAGCUACAUUGCUGAGAGGAAGAAGGUGCACCCGGCUGUAGAGGGACGUAUCAAGAUUUCCAACUCAGCUUCAGGAGGACCUGGACACAUGGCUCUGUUAAUCAUGCUGGGGCUAGUGAUGGCUCUGUCUGGGAGACUAUGAGAGAUUCCUGGCUGCAAUCAUGAUGCAAAGCUCAACAUUGGAUAUGUUCUUCUCAGCAUUCAAGGGAAGAGCUCAACUCUAGUUAGUCUAUUGAGCACAAAUUGAACAGGGAUAUUGUGAAUGGAUAUUUCACCAAUGCUCUCAGAUUUUUCUUUAUAAAUACUGCAGUUUGAUAUAAAAUUCGCUAUUGAAAUUUCAGGGAAAAUACUGUAAAUGUAUUUUCCUAUGGCUAAAACUAUAAAUAUGCACUGUUAAGUCUCAUGUA
Molecule: messenger RNA, 2091 nt
Organism: Coregonus clupeaformis (lake whitefish)
Lineage: Eukaryota; Metazoa; Chordata; Actinopteri; Salmoniformes; Salmonidae
Product: 5'-nucleotidase
Exons: 9
Coding region: 42-1826 (594 amino acids)
Biological process (GO): AMP catabolic process
Cellular component (GO): plasma membrane
Molecular function (GO): nucleotide binding; 5'-nucleotidase activity; metal ion binding
Source: RefSeq, a predicted model, not a curated record